AUGUCUCGCUCGCCGUCCCCCGCUUCUUCUCUCGACUACUUUGAGUCGUCAGGCUCAGCAUCGGAAGACGACUAUGUACCACAUUCUCGUCGCGCUCCUCGUAAAGCCGUCACAUCCGCCGCCGGUCCAUCGAAGAAGAUCACUCUCAAGUUCAAUCUCUCCGCUAUCAACCAGUCCAUUCAAGCUGCUGCGGAACAUCCUACAGAGGGAGCUAUAGAGGAUGAUUAUCUGAUGGGCAAUGAGGAUGGGGGUAAUACUCUAGGAGGUGCAGAUUUUUCGAAUCAGGAUUUGAAGAAGGAUCAUGCUGCAAGGCCAUUAUGGGUGGAUGAGUAUGGGAAUAUAAUAUUGGAAGCUUUCGCUCCCCUAGCUCAAGCCGCACAAGAUUUUCUCAUAGCCAUCUCUGAACCAGUCUCUCGACCUGUUUUGAUACACGAAUACAAAAUCACCAAACCAUCUUUACAUGCUGCCAUGUCCGUAGGACUCGAAACUAAAGAUAUCAUCGAAGUCUUAGAUCGUCUUUCUAAAAUCUCCCUCCCUCAAAAAUUACGGGUCAGAAUCACCGAAUGGACAUCAUCAUAUGGGAAAAUUCGACUUGUUUUAAAGCAUAAUCGAUACUUUCUCGAGUCUAGUGUUCCUGAGUUCUUGAAAGUAUUACUGAAUGAUCCUGUCAUCGGUCCAUGUCGAGUGGCGAGGGAGGAUGAACAAGGUCAACAAGUAUUCGGAAUGGAACGUGGUCCGGUUGCGAAACGUGAUUAUCUCAUACCUGGAACUGAAGAAGCGAGGAGGGCGGAGAAAGGAGAUGUGGGUGGGGAGAAUACGGUUGCGCGUGCGGGAGGAAGACCAGGGGAUGAUGUGAUAGGGGCUGUCAUCGGGGUAGAGGAGACCGAUGAGAUUGUGGAGGAAGAUGAGGUUCAUUCGUUUGAGGUGGCAGGGGAGAGCAUGGAAGUAGUACGACGUAGAUGUACAGAUAUAGAUCUUCCUGCCUUGGAAGAAUACGAUUUCCGCAACGAUACGAUCAAUGCCAAUCUAGACAUUCAACUCAAACCUAUGACCGUUAUCAGGUCAUAUCAGGAAACUUCACUAGCUAAGAUGUUUGGGAAUGGUCGUGCGAGGAGUGGGAUCAUCGUCUUGCCCUGUGGAGCAGGUAAGACGUUGGUCGGUAUCACCGCGGCGUGUACAAUCAAGAAAUCCACUUUGGUUCUGUGCACUUCAGCCGUUUCGGUCGCACAGUGGAAACAACAAUUUAUUCAUUUCUCGAACAUUUCCGAAAGACAAAUAUCGACCUUUACUCAGGGCGAGAAGGAAAUGUUUGCCGGCCCGGCUGGUAUCGUCAUUUCGACCUAUUCCAUGAUUGCCAAAACGGGUAAAAGGGCACAUGACGCCGAAAAGAUGAUGCAGUUCUUACGAAGUCGGGAAUGGGGUUUCUUGUUGUUGGACGAGGUCCAUGUCGUUCCUGCUGAGAUGUUCCGAAAAUGUCUGAACAAUUUCAAAGUGCAUGCGAAGUUGGGUUUGACCGCGACACUGGUUCGUGAAGACGACAAAGUCAAGGAUCUGGGGUAUCUCGUGGGGCCGAAAUUAUACGAAGCCAAUUGGAUGGAUUUGGCGAAAAACGGACAUAUCGCUACUGUUCAGUGCGCAGAAGUAUGGUGUCCCAUGACCCCCGAAUUCUACCGAGAAUACCUCCGAAAUCCAUCCCGUAAACGUAUCCUCUUACACGCCAUGAACCCAAACAAGAUUCAAGCUUGUCAAUUCCUCAUCAACUACCACGAGUCAAGAGGGGACAAAAACAUUGUCUUCUCCGACAAUGUUUACGCCCUUGAAGCCUACGCAAAGAAAUUGGGAAAAUCUUUUAUUCACGGUGGAACACCUGAAGGGGAGAGAUUGAGAAUCUUGGCAAGAUUCCAACAUGAUCCUAAUCUCAACACUAUCUUUUUAUCAAAAGUGGGAGAUACUAGUAUAGAUUUACCAGAAGCUACUUGUUUGAUUCAGAUUUCAUCACAUUUCGGUUCGAGAAGACAAGAAGCACAGAGAUUAGGAAGGAUAUUGAGAGCGAAGAGGAGGAAUGAUGAAGGUUUUAAUGCUUUUUUCUAUUCUUUAGUUUCAACAGAUACGCAGGAAAUGUAUUAUAGCAGUAAAAGACAGGGAUUCUUGAUUGAUCAGGGAUACGCAUUCAAAGUCAUUACCGAGCUUCACGGAUUAGAUCAAUUACCUAAUCUCGUAUUUCCAACUAAACAACAACAGAUCUCUUUAUUGGAAGAAGUGCUCAAUACCGGUGAUAACGCUUGGGAAACGCAAGAUCAUUAUAUGCGUUUAAAUCAAGGUAAACAUGAACGUAAAGCCGCUGGUGCUCAACCGAGCUUGUCAACAAAUGCGGGGGGUUUACCACAACCUCAAAGGUUUAUGGCUCCUUUGGAACAUUUGAGUGGAGGUCAGAAUUUGAGUUACAAGGAACAGAAUAAGAGUUUGAAUAAAGAACUUUCGAGAGAAGAUCGUGCGAAUAAACGACAAAGAGGGACGGGGAAAACGGGACCUCAACAUACAUUGUUCAAAAAGAGAAAGAUGGAGAUUGACGCUGCUAAAAAACGAGCUUCAGGACAACCAUGA
Molecule: messenger RNA, 2604 nt
Organism: Tremella mesenterica DSM 1558
Lineage: Eukaryota; Fungi; Basidiomycota; Tremellomycetes; Tremellales; Tremellaceae
Exons: 9
Coding region: 1-2604 (867 amino acids)
Biological process (GO): transcription initiation at RNA polymerase II promoter; nucleotide-excision repair
Cellular component (GO): transcription preinitiation complex; transcription factor TFIIH holo complex; nucleotide-excision repair factor 3 complex
Molecular function (GO): DNA binding; 3'-5' DNA helicase activity; ATP binding
Source: RefSeq, a predicted model, not a curated record